Molecule: messenger RNA, 1718 nt
Organism: Mesitornis unicolor (brown roatelo)
Lineage: Eukaryota; Metazoa; Chordata; Aves; Mesitornithiformes; Mesitornithidae
Gene: OBI1
Product: ring finger protein 219
Exons: 2
Coding region: 1-1515 (504 amino acids)
Biological process (GO): regulation of DNA replication; protein monoubiquitination
Molecular function (GO): ubiquitin-protein transferase activity
Source: RefSeq, a predicted model, not a curated record
AUGGGGGAAAGGUUUGGUAGGUUUACAGUAGCUGCCCUUCAGUCCAAAGUAGAACAAAGUGAACGUGAAAUGAACCGUCUAAAAAAGGCACUGGAAAGAAGUGAUAAAUACAUAGAAGAAAUAGAGUGUCAGCUUUUACAGCUGAAAAACGCAGGCGAAGGAACCCAGACAGCGAGCGCUGUUAGUGAGAGAGCACUUUCCGCAGAUGCUGAAGGAGCUGAGAGCAGUGAAGAUACAACAUGUUUGGAAACCCAAGUUGAGGAGAAGAAAGCUUUGACGGCCAGUCAAAGUCCUGACAGUCUUGAGCAGCUGACAAGUGGUGGAACUUCUUUAAGCUCUUCUAGCCAAGAGGGUUCAAAUGGCUCAAAUACCCAGUGUGCCACAAAGAAAGAACUAUUUCCAGGAUGUCAAGGGGUUCUUCUGGAUGAAAACAGUACAAAUAUGGAUGCCUGUUCAGAAGAGCAGUGGAACAAAAUUGAGGAAUGUACCCCAUAUAAGGAUGAAGAACUUUAUGAUCUCCCAGCACCGUGCACAACUUUUCUGUCUCUCAGUCGCCUUCAGUUGAACACUCCUGAUGGAAAAGAAAAUGCAAGGAAGCCAUCAACGUUCCUGAGAAAACUGAAAUUUGAAGAGUUUUGCGACGCUUCAGGUGACUGCAGCAAAGGUUCUCCAGAGCACAGCACAAGCAGCUGUAAUGGUGAAAAGAAGCUAAACUGUUUUACUACAGGAAAAUCGGGUUUUUGGGGGACCUGCCCAACAAAUUUUGCUGAGAACUUAGAUUUUGAUGAAUCGGAGCAAAAUUCAGUAGCUGGUCGGUCAGAAGAGACAUCAGCAAAGUCCAGUGAUAAAACAGGUUCUUGCUUACCUAAAAGGUUACACACUCUCUGCUCUUCUGAAAUGAAUCGCACAAGAACCUCCAGUGAGGCAUCCAUGGAUGCUGCCUACCUCGACAAAAUUUCUGAGUUGGACUCAAUGAUGUCCGAAUCAGACAACAGCAAGAGUCCAUGCUAUAAUUUCAAGUCCUCUGAUCUUGAUAGUUCUGCAAAGUCAAUAGAGUGCUCUAAGCUUCUGAACGAAACUGAGAAGAAACUGGAAGAGAUGAAUGAGGAGCAGAGUAUGAAGUGCCCAGAGACGAGUGAUCCAGCAGUUGACAGAUCUGGCUGGAAGCCUGCGAUGUUUUCCAUCCUCUCCCCAUCUGAGCUAGAUAUGAACGACCACUUUCCACUCUUUACGGGCCAAAAUGUAGUGGCUAGUGAUACCAAACCUCCAAACUGUUUAUUUCAGAGAGACUUUUCCCAGAGUUUACUGUUCAGUAACUCACAAAGGGGGUUUGAGGAACAAAAGUUCGGUUCCUGCUUUUUAAAGAUGUCAUCUGACCUGCACAAUCAGCUUAAUCCUCCUUGGGUGUCUUCCUUUAUAGCUGAAAGGAAAAACAAAAAUGUCAGUCAGUCGACCAAGAGGAAAAUUCAGAGCAGCCUGUCCAGUGCCAGUCCGUCAAAAACCACCAAAAACUGACUCUGCUUGGAAAUCGAACGUGACUCAAGGUCAUCAACCUGUAAAUGUUUAAUAUUUACAGGUGAACUUAAUUUUUAAUGACUUUCAUGCAGUCUGAUCCUGCCUUUUUCGACUAUGUGAAAACUGAACAUUCCCUUGCCCAUUACGAGCUCUUUCCUAGGGCAGAACCAUUUUAAGAUUCUUUUCUUUGGCUGGAGAUUUUG